AUGCUCCUGUUGCACCAACCAGCUCCAUCACAACAGCAACCAGCCAUGUUUCAACCAUCGGCAGCACGUCCAGAGCGGACCAUAAAAUCUACCAUGGCGGCCGGCCUGCGGAACGGCCUUUUGCUUUUCCCCGGUUUCCAUGGUCCACGAAGCAGAGCGAGAUCACCAUCACCAGCUCCGUCAGAUUAUUCGGUCGGUGAACCGCUUUCUCCCAAAAGCUGUCCUGACCAAAGCUUGGAUUACAUCAGCCCUUUGUUCCCUGCGAACGAUACCCGAGUCAUGGGGAAUAGCUGUUCCAACGAUGCUUCUGCGCGAGACCCCCGCCCUGGGAAUGACUGGACUGAGCAGCUACUCCCGGCUCGUCCGGCAAACUUCAGUCUUUCCUCCCCCUCUACCCCUCUCAUGCAGCAAGCCCCGCCGCGGCUGGUCAUCCCCACCUCGGCCGACACCUCCCAUCCUCAGCACGGCUACCAAUCCCGGCCCCGACCCCGGUCCAUGCCCCCACAGCGGGUAUGGCUCGCUCAGCAGCAGCAACAACGACGUCAUCUCUCCCAGGAGUCGGACGCGGAACAAUACCAUGGGUACACACCCGGCCAUAACCGGUCGAUCUCCAGCCCGACGGCGUCGACAAUCCCAACCAUCACGACAACGACAUCAACGAUCCCAGUAACACGCUACUACCAACUCAAGUUCUACUGCUCAGCCUGCCAAGACGGCCCCUGCAAAUUCGCAGACGAAUUCAACGCCAACUUUCCCCUCGUCGUUACCCGUCAAGAACACGAUCCCAUCCCCAUCACCUCCCUACCCUCUCCACAGUCCCGUCCUGGGUCCAGCGGUGGGGGGAGAACCAAGAAAUCCAGGUCCCCUUUCCGCUCGUCGAGAUGGGAGUCCCCAUCAUCAUCGGAUGAUGCGCCCAUCCAGCCGGGGACGACCCCCUUCUCUCCGGGGACUUUGCUUAUUAAGAUCGAUUUUUGUGGACGGCCCGGGUCGCUGAAUUUUUUACUUGGUGUGGGGGAGAGGGUAGGUGAAGUGUUGAAACGUGCGCAUGCGGUUGAUAGGUCGGGCGAUGUACGCGGUGAGAGUAAGGGGUUGAAGAAGAAGGAGAUGUUAGCAGUUAUGAUGAGGGGGGGUAAUAAAGAGGAUGAGGGUGAGGCGUAUGUGGCUGCGGAGAAGGUUCUGGCUGAGUUGAGCGAGGUUGAUGUGAGUGGGGCGAUGAAGGCGGUUUUCAGGAAGGAGGAUCCGUAUGAUUGUGUUUGGAGGGAGGACGAGAAUUAG
This is a messenger RNA of Thermochaetoides thermophila DSM 1495, 1275 nucleotides long. RefSeq lists its product as uncharacterized. The record is from RefSeq and is a predicted model, not a curated record. The transcript has a single exon. The coding region runs from base 1 to 1275 and encodes 424 amino acids. Lineage: Eukaryota; Fungi; Ascomycota; Sordariomycetes; Sordariales; Chaetomiaceae.